GAACAGUAUUGAACACAAGAAGGUGAAAUUAUGCCAAUGCUAGGCCUGAUUGGUUCAGUCCAUUUAUAUGUCAGCUGUGAUUGCUUUGCUGUUCUGCUGUUUCCCUCUCUGAUUUCUCGGCGACCAGUCAGUCUCUCCUCUCUCUCUCCAACUUGAUCCCCUCUGAAUUUCUAUAUUCUCUCUCUCUUCGACUUUCAACGGAAUUUGAUUGAAAAAAUUUCAUUGUUUCUGCAAGUAAGCAGACAUUCUAAUUUCAUUGUCUCAAGCUUUGACUUGUUUUGAUUCGUCCAUCUCUGGUAACGAAACCGGGAAGUUUUUAGCUCGGUUCAUGGAGAAGUUUCAAGUUGUUUUGAUAUGCUGCGAUUCAGUACAGGUUGAGGAGCUUCGAAGGAAGUUAGGGCUUUGUUUCUUGUAUUGAAUGUGAGUUUUUUUGUUUGGCAAGAAGUGGUGAUUUGUUUGGCACUUGAGAUUGAGGAUUGUUUCGGAAUUCGGAGUAAGUGAAAGGUUUAUGAUGACAAAAGUUCGAGGUGUGUGGAAGUGAACGAGUGACUGGAUUUGCUAAGAGUUGCUAAAUCAAUCAUAUCUGCGAACAUGAAGGCUCCAUCUAAUGGAUUUUUGGCAAAUCCUGCUGAAGGAGAAAGGAGGAGUAUUAAUUCAGAGUUGUGGCAUGCUUGUGCGGGACCACUGGUGUCUUUGCCACCAGUUGGAAGUCUUGUAGUUUACUUCGCUCAAGGACACAGUGAGCAAGUUGCAGCAUCAAUGCAAAAGGAGGCUGAUUUUGUACCCAGCUACCCCAACCUUCCUUCGAAGUUGAUUUGCAUGCUUCACAACGUCACAUUGCAUGCUGAUCCAGAAACCGAUGAAGUCUAUGCACAGAUGACCCUUCAACCUGUAAGCAAAUAUGGGAAGGAAGCAUUGCUGGCAUCUGACAUGGGCCUCAAACAAAACAGGCAGCCUGCUGAGUUCUUUUGCAAAAUUCUCACAGCAAGUGACACAAGUACUCAUGGUGGUUUUUCUGUACCUAGAAGAGCUGCUGAAAAAAUCUUCCCACCUCUGGAUUUUUCACAGCAACCACCUGCGCAGGAGUUGGUAGCCAGAGAUGUGCAUGACAAUUCUUGGACAUUCAGACAUGUUUAUCGGGGGCAACCAAAAAGGCACUUGCUGACUACAGGGUGGAGUGUCUUUGUCAGCACAAAAAGACUCUUUGCUGGUGAUUCCGUUCUAUUUAUAAGAGAUGAGAAGUCUCAGUUUCUCUUGGGUAUUCGGCCUGCUAAUAGACAGCAACCAGCUCUUUCUUCAUCGGUUAUAUCCAGUGACAGCAUGCAUAUUGGAAUACUUGCUGCCGCCGCUCAUGCUGCUGCAAAUAAUAGCCCAUUUACUGUGUUUUUUAACCCAAGGGCUAGUCCUUCUGAGUUUGUUGUCCCUUUAGCCAAGUAUAAUAAAGCAAUGUACACCCAACCGUCACUUGGCAUGAGAUUCCGGAUGAUGUUUGAGACUGAAGACUCGGGGGUCCGCAGAUACAUGGGUACAAUCACUGGUAUCAGUGAUUUGGAUCCUGUGAAGUGGAAAAAUUCACAAUGGCGUAAUCUUCAGGUUGGAUGGGAUGAAUCAACAGCAGGUGAUCGUCCAAGUCGAGUUUCAAUUUGGGCAAUUGAGCCUGUGGUAACUCCUUUCUACAUAUGUCCUCCUCCGUUUUUCAGACCCAAGUUUCCAAAACCACCAGGGAUGCCAGACAAUGAGUCUGACAUAGAGAAUGCUUUCAAGAGAGCAAUGCCUUGGCUUGGAGAUGAUUUUGGCAUGAAGGAUGCCCCUAGCUCAAUGUUCCCUGGUUUAAAUCUAGUACAGUGGAUGAGUAUGCAACAGAACAAUCAGUUUCCAGCUGCUCAGUCAGGAUUCUUCCAAUCAAUGGUUCCAUCUACUGCGAUAAAUACUAACCUGAGUGCUGAUGAGCCUUCUAAGCUGUUGAAUUUUCAGUCCCCAGCUCUGCCUGCUCUGAAUUUGCAGUUUAAUAAAGCAAAUCUACAAAACCAAGUCAACCAAUUGCCACAACCACCUACAGCAUGGACUCAACAGCAGCAGCUGCAGCAAUUAUUGCAAAAUCCUAUGACCCAACAACAGCAGAAGAGGCAGCAGCAAAGACACCAAAGCCAGCAAACACAGCCUCAACCGCUGUCGCAGCCACAACAAAUACAAUCACAACAGCUCCAGCAACAGCAACAACCACAACAACAAAUCAUAUUUCAAGCCACUCCUGUAAGUAAUAGUGUGGGUGUCCCUUAUCAGAUGGCAAGCCAAAAUGUGCAGCAACCAGCUGCAUACUCUCAGCUUCAUCAGCAGCAGCCGCAGUUACUUACAAGCAGUGCCCAAUCCGAUCAAAGUGUUCCCUCUAGUAAUAAGAAUUCAUAUCAGCUAACAUCCUUACCACAGCACUUACAGCUUCAGCAACAAACAGAACAGCCACCUGGCCUCUUACAGCGGCACCAGCAGGAAAGCCAGAUGCAACAGUCCCCAGUACAGUUGAUGCAACAAAACCUUUCACAGAGGUUUCCGCUGCCAGAAGUGCAAAAUUUAUCACAUCAAGGCCUUUCUGAGCAACACCUACAGUUGCUACAGAAAUUACAGCAGCAACAGCAAUUACUCUCCCCAGCAAGCUCCCUUGAGCAGACUCAGAUGCUGCAGCAAAAGGCCCAGCAGAUGCAACAGCCACCGUUGUUACAGAACCAGCAGCAAGUGCUCAGUGGAAAUAACUUCGCAACGUCAGCACUCAUGCAAUCACAACCUUAUCCUUUAAACGAGCACCAGAAUUUACAAAAACCACCUGCUACACUGAGAGCCAAUUCUGGACUUACAGAUGGGGAUGCACCAUCAUGUUCGACCUCACCUUCUACUAAUAAUUGUCAGAUUUCCUCGUCAAAUUUCCUUAACAAAAUCCAACAUGGUUUACCCAUGGUUCUGGGGGAUUCAGUGGCUGACCCUGCAAGCAAUUUGGUUCAAGAGCUUCAACCUAAGUCUGAUAUGCGGAUCAAACAUGUGUUACCCAGCUCCAAAGGACCUGACCAACAAAAGUUUAAGGGUACAAUGGGUGAUCAAUUGGAAGCCUCAACUUCUGGAACAUCAUAUUGUCUGGAUGGAGGCACUAUACAGCAAAAUUUCUCAAUCCCCAGUUUUGGUUUGGAGGGUGAUUUCCAAUCACAUCCUCAAAACAAUCUACCAUUUGCAUCGAAUAUUGAUGGAUUGAUGCCUGACACAUUGUUGCCAAGGGGAUAUGACUCUCAAAAGGAUCUUCAGAACUUGCUGUCUAAUUAUGGUGGUACACCAAGAGAUAUUGAGACAGAGUUGUCCACUGCUGCAAUAAGCUCCCAGUCAUUUGGGGUGCCCAACAUCCCAUUUAAGCCUGGGUGUUCAGGUGAUGUGGCCAUCAAUGACACGGGAGUUUUAGCGAAUGGAUUGUGGAGCAACCAGGCUCAACGUAUGCGAACAUAUACAAAGGUUCAAAAACGUGGAUCUGUUGGGAGAUCUAUUGAUGGAACCCGAUACAAAGGGUAUGACGAGCUCAGGCAUGAUCUAGCGAGGAUGUUUGGAAUUGAAGGCCAGCUAGAAGAUCCACAUAGUUCUGACUGGAAACUAGUGUAUGUUGAUCAUGAAAAUGACGUACUUCUUGUUGGUGACGAUCCUUGGGAGGAAUUUGUGAGUUGUGUUCAGAGCAUAAAGAUACUAUCAGCUGCCGAAGUUCAGCAGAUGAGCUUGGAUGGAGAUCUGGGCAACAUUCCAGUUCCCAAUGAAGCAUGGAAUUUGUGAGCUAUGUUCAGAGCAUAAAGAUACUAUCAGCUGCUGACGUUCAGUAGAUGAGCUUGGAUGGAGAUAUGGGCAACAUUACAGUUCCCAAUCAAGCAUGUAGUGGAACCGACAGUGGGAAUGCAUGGAGGGGCACUAUGAGGAAAACUCAGCCGCUUCGUUUAAUAUAUAACGAUGCAUCUGUAUUCUGGGCGUGUUGACAUGCUAGGAAGCUAGGAAGGCACAACAAUCUAUCUGGUUGUCAACUCUCAGUACUUGGGGAUAGAAUAAUUAAGAUGUUAAAAGUGCUCCGUGGAUACUCAGGUAACAAUUUAAAGUGCACCUAUUUAAUUAGUACACCAUCUUCACUGAGAGGGUUGAAGAAUUUUUGUCAUUGUGGUGGUGGUGGUGGUGGUGGUAGGUGCUGCAUGCACUUUAGAGCGAGGUUUUCGAACUCAGUUUGCCAAUGUUUAUUCAAAUUUCUGGGGAAGUACUUGUUGAUUGCAACGUAUUUAGCCUCAAGGUGUAUCAUUAGGUACAACAGGAAGCAAGGAUGAAGGUCCUUCAAUGUAUAUAAACUCACACCAGUUUUUUUUCGAGACUAGUCUGACGCGGAAAACCUAGUCUGACAUCAAAACUCCCCUUGUAAAUGCUGUAGAGGUAAGACCACAGGCAGGAGUGUGAGGAAGCUGUAGCUUUUCCCAUCAGCAGGUAUGAUUGCCUGCUCAUUAUGUAAACGGCAUUAUUUUGCCCACAUCUGGCUAACAGUCUUUCUCAAUGAUAAAUAUGAGGUUAUAUUUUUUGUUUUGGUAGAUAGAACGUAGGGUAGACAGAAUGUGAAUUUAUAGGUUACCCUACAGAGUAUUUCCCAACAAUGCUGGAGUAGAAGAAAAGUUCUCUUAAUAAGGCUA
This is a messenger RNA of Tripterygium wilfordii, 4685 nucleotides long. Its product is annotated as auxin response factor 19-like. The record is from RefSeq and is a predicted model, not a curated record. Gene Ontology annotation, biological process: regulation of DNA-templated transcription; response to hormone. The coding region runs from base 592 to 3798 and encodes 1068 amino acids. The transcript is spliced from 14 exons. Gene Ontology annotation, molecular function: protein binding; DNA binding. NCBI's taxonomy places the organism in Eukaryota, Viridiplantae, Streptophyta, Magnoliopsida, Celastrales, Celastraceae. Gene Ontology annotation, cellular component: nucleus.